AUGCCAACAUCCAAAACUAAAGAAACCACAGACCUCGACGUCGAUCUUCCGUUCUCUCAACCCGUCACAUUUGCCCAUCUCAAAUGGCAAAGAUGCCUUGCAGCCUCACAUAAAAAGCCUCUUGAUAUCGCCCUACUAGGUUUGCUCUAUGAUACCUCCGCCUCAUAUCGCCCCAGACCCGGAUUCGGCUCACAAGCUAUCCGAGCAAGAUCCGCCCGAGAGAAGAAAGGCCGCAGCUACAAUACUGUCUAUGGGGUGGAUCCAUAUGAGGAGGGAUUGGAGAACAUUGACUGUGGAGGCACCUCCAUCAACCCGUUUGUGCCGCACAUGCCUUCAAGCAGAUGGAGCAGGGAUACAGACAGGUGCUGCAUCACCCAACUUCCGAUGGGAACUCCUGAAGACACCCUCGCAUUGUGA
Penicillium canescens is the source of this 417-nucleotide messenger RNA. Its product is annotated as agmatinase. The coding region runs from base 1 to 417 and encodes 138 amino acids. The record is from RefSeq and is a predicted model, not a curated record. The transcript has 3 exons. Lineage: Eukaryota; Fungi; Ascomycota; Eurotiomycetes; Eurotiales; Aspergillaceae.